Hermetia illucens (black soldier fly) is the source of this 5370-nucleotide messenger RNA. RefSeq names its product FERM, ARHGEF and pleckstrin domain-containing protein 1-like. NCBI's taxonomy places the organism in Eukaryota, Metazoa, Arthropoda, Insecta, Diptera, Stratiomyidae. The coding region runs from base 1443 to 4823 and encodes 1126 amino acids. The record is from RefSeq and is a predicted model, not a curated record. Gene Ontology annotation, cellular component: cytoskeleton. The transcript has 16 exons. Gene Ontology annotation, molecular function: guanyl-nucleotide exchange factor activity; cytoskeletal protein binding.
AAAAACGAAGAUGGCGAAGUGGACGAUGGGUGUGUGAUCGAGUCGCGCUGUCGUUCCGUGAAGAAAAAACUGGUAAAUUGCUGGGAAUAAAAGUCGCCACUAACAAAGAAAAGUGCCCCAGUCGUCGUGGAUUCACGUCACGCCAAUUGAGUACGGGUCUAGUGUAGUUUUCCUUAGUUUUUCUCCGAAACAUAAUUUUCCGCAGCAUCUCUGGUGACCGUGUCGUCGACAUCGUACGAGGUUCAGGUCAUUUGAGUUUCCUUGGUCGGCCCGCGGCCAGUUUGACUUGUUUCGCGUUCUGGUGGCCCGCGGCGACCGCUUUAGCCGCCGCAGCGUUCUCUCGGGGCCACGGUGCCAGUGGGAUUUGGUGAAAAUUGUGCGAAUUGCGAAAAAGGGUGGAACUGAAGGAGGUCGUGGAAAAAGGGAAAACAUUUUUCGCCCAAUUGUGCUGGUCGGGGAAGGGACGAGAACAGAAGUCCGUGCUGGAGUAAAGGAGGGGGAGAUUCGCGGAGAAGUGAGUGGAGUGUUUGGGAGAGGCAAGUCUGACGGAGAGCGAAGCAUUGCCACACCGAAUGUUUUAUCUGUGUCUCAGUUUGGCUUGUGCAGUGUCCGGUUGUCUUGUCUCGCUUGCACAGUGCUCGCGCGCCAUGUGAUUAGGUUUCGUGUCGUUUUCGCCGCUGUCAUUGUUUUGUUCGCCGCAGGGUGGAAGUCGGAAGCAGUUCAGUCGAAGGAAUUUGCCAAUAACUUUGGGAAGACGAUGCUUGGAUACAUUAAUCUGAUUUAGCUGUCAAUGUAUCCUUGAAAGUCGGACAACGAAAUUCUGGAAUCAAUGUAAUGCUACCAUGUACGAGCUUGCUACGUGACCUUUGAUUUAUGGGAAGGAUUUCGACAUCGAUCAAUUACUUUAGCAGUCACAUCUGUACCAAAGAAUAUAGCCUGACAUGAAAACCUGCUUCGGUUCACUUUGAAAGUAAAACGUUACAAGGGCUAAGUGAGGCUGUGGCAAGGAUGCAGAUGAUGCACGACAAAACUUUUUAAAGUGUUCUUCCAAUUUUUAUUUUAACUUCGUUGUCGUCUUCUUUCGCAUUUUGUCUCAAUCGCUUGAGUUCCAUUCGAAUAAAAUAACUUUUACUGCAAUAUCGCUGUCAAGAAGAUGAUGAAAGCUCCAGCAAAAGGAAAGUACCAAGAUUGAGAAAAUCGAUUGUAAUCGAAUUCGUCGUUCAAGAUAUAUUAUUGAGUUCGGAUGCGGUGAAGAGUUGUUCUGCCUUGAUUAUGCUACACAUGUUGCUGUGACGUUGCUAGGAACCAAAAGGACGAGAAUAAAGGUGAACUCAGUUCGUCGGAGUAUUCGUGCAGUGAAAACGCGUUCAUAAAAGCGCGUACUGAAAGGAGCGUGAAUUGGAAAAGCGUGUGUUCUAUUGUGGUGAUCCGUUUGAAAUAGUAUGUCCUUAGACAACAUGGGGCCAUCAACAGGCGGCGGAAGCGCAACAAUACCUGGUGGUCGAAUGACGCACUCAUUGAGCACCCCUUCGGGCGUUGAUGGCACUCCAUCAACACCACACCAUCGUGGCGGCAAAAAGUUGGCUGUGCGAAUCCAAAUGUUGGACGAUUCGGUGACAAUGUUUCAAGUUCAAGCGAAAGCGCUUGGUAAAGUGCUUUUCGAGCAAGUCUGCCGGCAAUUAAAUCUCCUAGAAGCUGACUAUUUCGGGCUCGAAUAUCAAGAGCCAUCGACACAUACGAAAUACUGGUUGGAUUUGGAGAAACCUCUUAAUCGUCAAGUAGGGCUAUCACUCAUCGAUCCAGUGCUGAAAUUUUGUGUGAAAUUUUACACCCCAGAUCCUACACAGUUGGAAGAGGAGUAUACGAGAUAUCUGUUUUGUUUACAAAUCAAACGAGAUCUAGCUACGGGCAGUCUACAAUGCAACGACAACACAGCUGCCUUAAUGGCAAGUUACAUUGUGCAGGCUUCUUGCGGGGACUACGUGGCCGAAGACUAUCCAGAUCACACAUAUUUGUCAUCAUAUCGUUUUGUGCCACAUCAGGAUGCCAUCAUGCAAAGGAAAAUUAUGGAGAAUCAUAAGAAACAUGCAGGGCAAUCGCCAGCCGAAGCUGAUUUGAAUCUAUUGGAAACGGCUCGUCGCUGCGAAUUGUAUGGAAUGAAAAUGCAUGUAGCCAAAGACGUCGAAGGCUCGCCGUUAAAUUUAGCUGUUGCACAUAUGGGAAUAGCCGUAUUUCAGGGAAUAACACGCAUAAAUACAUUCUCAUGGGCGAAAAUCAGGAAAAUAUCUUUCAAGCGGAAACGUUUUUUAAUCAAAUUACACCCCGAAGGCUAUGGAUACUACAAAGACACGGUCGAGUUUUUCUUUGAAGGUCGUAAUGAAUGUAAAAACUUCUGGAAAAAAUGUGUUGAAAACCAUGGUUUCUUCAGAUGCACAUCGGUUCAAAGUGUGCCGAGACGAAAAGCACGCGUUCUGUCUCGUGGUAGCUCAUUUAGGUAUAGCGGUAAAACACAAAAGGAAAUCAUCGAAUUUGUUCGGGAUAAUUACGUGAAAAGACAAACUUUCCAAAGGUCUCAGUCAUUCCGACAAGGUCCACUACAUGCGAGUAGCCGAAGUCAAUCGCAUACAUAUGUGAAUUCCAGCAUUUCAGUCAAUCCCCUCCUACCAAUUGAGACUGCAGCGGACUGGGAUUAUCGCAAUCAAUGCACCGACUCGAUGACGCCUUCUCAGACGAGGAAGGGAGUGGAUUCAUUGGAUCGCCAACAAGACAAUCGUACAGACCCCACGCGAUCUCAUGUCACAGCAGCCCAGGUGGAGAUUUAUCAGACGAAGAACUAUGCUCCGGAAUCGCCAUGCUCGACGGCGGCAGCUCAGCAACACCCAUUGGGAGCGGGAUUGGACCACACGAAUUCGAGCCGCUCUGUAUCCCCCCUAGCUCAGGGCACAUGGAGUUCGCCCAGCCACCCCAGCAGCAACAGCAGUGUGCGAGGUCAAGAUCGGGGUCAUGCGCUUCAAGGAGGUCACAGUUCAGAUUAUCAUGGUAUCAACGGAAAUGUAUCUUUAGAUCGCCGUGGAGAGCUGGUCACAACUCCACCAAAUAGAUAUGAUUUAACUCUGGGUUCUGAUAAGUCAUCAUCACUAUCCCGGUCCGAAGCUGGAACAUACGACAUCACACAGGCUGAAUCACGAAGCAGAAAUAACGAAAAUAUUGCCAACAAUAACAUGGGUCCUGCAACUAAUGGAAAUGGGGUACACCAUGAUGAGGGAGAACCAAAGAAAAUACGAAAAUGGCCAACUGAAAAAUCAUAUUUCCUUGCGAAGGAACUGCUGAUGACCGAGAGAACUUACAAGAAAGAUUUAGACAUUCUCAAUCAAUCCUUCCACGAUCAGCUUACGCCGGAUGAGAUAGAGAGUCUGCAACCCCUAUUUCAGCUGCUCGAAACAAUGAUUCAACAUCAUAAUGUGUUUUUGCGUGAUUUGGAACAUCGACUUUUGCUGUGGGAAGGUCGUGGUACGCAUGAUUCGCAUCGUAUUGGCGACGUGAUGCUACGUAGUAUGGCCGUACUACCAUUAUAUGAAGAAUAUAUAGAAAGUCAUAGGGAGAUAUUGGAGCGACUGAAUGAUAUGUUCGAGAAUGAAAGUCGUUUCCAACAAACCUAUAAAGACUUUGAACAGGAAAAAAUUUGUUAUUUGCCAAUUACAUAUUUGGUCUUGAAACCGUUGCAUAGACUAAUGCACUAUCAAUUGGUGCUAGAAAGGCUUACAGAUUUCUAUUCCGACGAGCACAUCGAUCGUGCCGACUGCCAAGGUGUGCUGCAUAUGCUAAAUCGAAUUACGGACACAGUGCGUAGUGUUCUUCCCGAAUCCGAAAACUACGUUCUUCUAUGCGAACUUCAACGCGACAUUAAUGGUUUUGAUUCACUCAUUCAAUCGAAUCGUCGUCUAAUUAGACAAGGCUGUUUAUUAAAGCAUUCCAAACGCGGACUGCAACAACGAAUGUUCUUCUUAUUUUCUGAUAUUUUACUCUACGGGACCAAGUCGCCAGUGAGUCAAACUUUCCGCGUCUUGGGACAUGUACCCGUUAGAUCUUUGAUCACCGAAAAUGCGGAGCAUAACACUUUCAUCAUUUUUGGAGGACAUAGUGCAAUAACAGUAAGCGCUGGCACGACUGCAGAGAAAACUCUUUGGCUAGCGGAAUUAGCCAAAGCAUCGGCGGAUAUUAAAUCGAAACCACCGACACAACUUACAUUUGGAUCAUUGAAAAAUUGCAGUUCAUCCGAGGAGGGGCUGGAAACGUGCGGUUUAGCACCACCCCCUCCAUUAUCGCAACAACAAGCAAACAACAACUUAACGAAUGGCGGGGCCAAUACGUCGUCAACAAACGAAAUGCCAAUGCCAGGGACAAUAAGCAAAAUGCCCCCGUCCAGAAGCAACACAGCGUUACACGUAUGCUGGCAUCGUGGCGCUACCGUCGGGCUAAGCGACCACCUCGUCGCCGCUGAAAACGAACUCUCUGGCUAUUUACUACGGAAAUUCAAAAACAGUGCCGGAUGGCAGAAGCUUUGGGUUGUUUUCACAUCGUUUUGCUUGUACUUCUAUAAGAGCUAUCAGGACGAUUAUGCUUUAGCCAGUCUACCUUUGUUGGGAUAUUCCGUUGGGCCACCUGGCUAUCAAGAUGCCGUUCAGAAGGAAUUUGUCUUUAAACUUUCGUUUAAAAAUCACGUUUACUUCUUCAGGGCGGAAAGUGAUCACACAUAUAAUAGGUGGCUAGAAGUCUUGCGCAGUACAACUCAGACGCAGGAUUUUAAAAAUAUGAUAUCAUAAAAAGACAAGUUCACGUUCUAUUCACAAACACGAAAGCAAUUUUAAUCACAUUUAGCUAAGAUAUAUAGUUCAUACUUCGUUGGCUUCCUUUGUUCACAAUGCUUCCUUCUUAUUAACGUAAAACGGUGUUUUUGUAAAUAGUUUCUCCAACAACAUUGAAGUUGAGCAUUUAAUAUGAAAACACUUAGUAAAUUUAUUGACCGGUGGGAUGCCGGUAGCGAUACGUCGCUAUUAAUAGUGAUGCUAUUGAUAGUGAUACGAUAUUUAAGUUUCUAGGAUGAAAAUAAAACGAGCUUCUUUGAUAUACAAUUGUUAUAACGGUAACAUAGAUAAUACAAAUUUUAUAAUGAUGGCAAAAAGGCAAACUUGUGUUUAUUUCUUUCAUUUCCUUAUAAUCUAUUCAUGUCUCUACAUGUAUUUAUGAUAGUAUUAUAUUUCCAUAUAAUUUUCGAAAAAUUGUUAAGGGAAAUUUAUUAUAGUAGUGGAAUAACAUAAACAUAUUCUAGCGGAAAUAUAUAAUUUUUAUUAACCAUCAAAAUAUUUUCUG